This is a messenger RNA of Anopheles marshallii, 708 nucleotides long. It is a transcript of the gene Nse1, whose product is annotated as non-structural maintenance of chromosomes element 1 homolog. Gene Ontology annotation, cellular component: Smc5-Smc6 complex; nucleus. Gene Ontology annotation, biological process: double-strand break repair via homologous recombination; DNA damage tolerance. Lineage: Eukaryota; Metazoa; Arthropoda; Insecta; Diptera; Culicidae. The coding region runs from base 1 to 708 and encodes 235 amino acids. Gene Ontology annotation, molecular function: ubiquitin-protein transferase activity. The record is from RefSeq and is a predicted model, not a curated record. The transcript is spliced from 3 exons.
AUGGAAUAUACCAAUGUGCAUCGAGCAUUUCUGCAAGCUUGUUCGAACCACGGGACAUUAAGCAAGGAAACUGCACUCGACAUUCUCAUAGGUAUCUACGCCCGAUAUGGCAACGAUGAUACCAUUCCAAACGAAACGGAUGUCACCGAUGUGGUGGCCAAAAUCAAUGAACGCAUCCAUCAAUUUGAUCAGAGGAUUGUUUACUCACACUUCGAACUACUCGAUAGUGACUUUUACGUGUUUGUCAAUCUGCAAGAGUCACCGAUCGAUCUGCAUCAGAAUGUCUACACUGCACCGGAACUUCAUUUCUUUCGUGUAGUGCUACGUGAGCUUACGUUGAGCGAGGAUCACACGCUGACCACUAUAAACUGUCUCAAUCUUACCAAUGACACCGCGAGUGAGACGAUAAAACCCCUUCCUAAGACACGCGCAGAACAGUUGCUGAACGAAUGGGAAGAAUUGGGUUACUUUCUAGUGCUGAAUGAUAAGUUUCAUUUUGGACCGAAAUCGGUCGUAGAAUUUGAAAAGUACCUGAGCAAAAACUACGCCGAUAUUAUAACGCGCUGCUGUCUUUGCAACGUCACUAUAUUCUAUGGUGUUCGUUGUGCAUCCUGCCCGCAGAUUCUGCACAAAGAUUGUUUGAAAAAGUAUCUUCGUCGACUAACAAAUUGUCCUGCAUGUAAAAAAUUGUGGAGCGUGCCAAUAUAG